Lytechinus pictus (painted urchin) is the source of this 1268-nucleotide messenger RNA. RefSeq names its product FMR1-interacting protein NUFIP1-like. The record is from RefSeq and is a predicted model, not a curated record. The coding region runs from base 72 to 1253 and encodes 393 amino acids. NCBI's taxonomy places the organism in Eukaryota, Metazoa, Echinodermata, Echinoidea, Temnopleuroida, Toxopneustidae. Gene Ontology annotation, biological process: box C/D snoRNP assembly. The transcript is spliced from 6 exons. Gene Ontology annotation, cellular component: nucleus.
CGAUAACCUCAGUGUUAUUCCUUUUCCUUUACCACGCGUGAAUCCCACUUUGACUUUAGUCUUUGUAAACAAUGCAGAGAUUUCCUAAUAAUCCAUUUCAGGGCCCAAACUACAGACCCAGACAUCCUGGAAACGAUGGGAUGUUCAUGCACAGAGCUGGAGGAUACCAAGAUUUUCGUCACUUUCCCGAUUUUCAUCAUGAGGGAGCAAGAUUUCAUGGGCCGCGUGGGCGCGGAAACUUCCAUCGGGGACCGAGACCACCCUAUCGGGGUGGGAUGGGGGGCAGGCAAGAUGGGUUCCCGAUGGCAGCUCAUGGACACGGACCACCGCGAUUCAGUGGUGGAGGAUCUGGAAAUCCGGAUGCAUUUGAAGGGCAGUUCUCACCACCUAGGUUUCACCAGCCCACAAACCACCAGAAUGAUUAUAAUAACUUUAAUGACAGAAAUAGGACUGGCAAUCCCAAUAAUGCAAAAUCAAAACGAGGCCGUGGGCGUGGACGUGGUGGGGGUCGAGGAGCUCGCAGUGGAGCUGGGGGAAGAGAACAGCAGCAAAACAACCGUAAAACAAAAAACAAGAAGUCUAAACCCCCAAAAGAAAUAAACUACUCCCAUUACUGUGAUGUUUGUGACCGUGGUUUUCAGUCGGACGAGCAAUUGAAGGUUCAUAUAGCUGAACAUGUCAAGUGCAAGGAGAAGGAUUGCCGAUUUGUCGGACACCCCAAGGUGGUCAAGAUGCAUCACAAACUGCAGCACGGUCCUGGGUGUAAGAAGAUCAGAUGGCUUGACACUGCAGAAGAGAUUGAGAAAUGGAGGAAUGAGAGAAAAAGGAAUUUUCCAACCGCCGAGAACAUCGCAAAGAAACAAUCGAAGAUUGAGCAGAGGACGGAGCAGGGUAAUGUACUGGAAACAAAGAAGUUUGGGAAAUUAAAGAGAACACAUAGAGGGCAGAGAGGUCAGAAAAGCCGUGAACGUCAUCGGCUGAAGCUUGCUGAGAAGCUCCGAACUCUUGGAAUCACCUUAGGAGAUCCUAAGCCAAACGACUCCGACGAAACCCCACCAAAGCGAGUAAAAACUGGAGACGGACAAGAAGACAAACCCUCAUCUGCAGUUGAAGAACAGGAGACAAAACCAGCUGAACCAUCUGACCCGUCAUCACAAUCAUCUAGCCUCUCUGGAACUAAGCAACCGGGGCCAGAGAAGGAUGUAGACUGUGACCCGUUAUCUCUUCUUGCUUCUAAAGACAAUGGUAAAUGAAAAAGUCGAUCAUUU